Messenger RNA from Cajanus cajan (pigeon pea), 2823 nucleotides. Its product is annotated as G-type lectin S-receptor-like serine/threonine-protein kinase At4g27290. The record is from RefSeq and is a predicted model, not a curated record. Gene Ontology annotation, biological process: protein phosphorylation; recognition of pollen. NCBI's taxonomy places the organism in Eukaryota, Viridiplantae, Streptophyta, Magnoliopsida, Fabales, Fabaceae. Gene Ontology annotation, cellular component: plasma membrane. Gene Ontology annotation, molecular function: ATP binding; protein serine/threonine kinase activity.
GGCCCCUAAAGGUAUACCUGCUCCCAUUUGAAGAUUUCUUUUGCUUUAUUUAACUGGCCAAUUAAAUUCAGACUGAUCAACAUAAGAUUCUGGGAACAGCUAGAAAGAUUAAACAACCAAAGUUUUCUAAGUAGUGUAACGUGAAAGGAUCAAAUUACUCAUGGAGAAAGCAGAGUUCACCCUUCUAUUUCUUGUUACUUGUUGCUAUUUCAUAUCAUUGUUUCCCACAGGUUUGGAAGCAGAUGAUGCAAUAACUCCACCACAAACCAUCAGUGGCAACAAGACACUAGUCUCACCUUCCCAAAAUUUUGAACUUGGUUUCUUCAGUCCUGUGAAUUCCACUUACAUCUAUCUUGGAAUAUGGUACAAGCAUAUCCCAAAACAGACAGUUAUUUGGGUUGCAAAUAGAGACAAACCACUUGUUAACUCUGGUGGCUCCUUAACAUUCAGCAAUGAUGGUAAGCUCAUACUUCUCGGCCACACAGGGAGUGUUAUAUGGUCCUCAAACUCAUCUGCUCCUGCAAGAAACCCUGUGGCACAGCUUCUAGACUCUGGAAACUUUGUGUUGAAGGACUAUGGAAAUGAAGGAUCUUUGUGGGAGAGUUUUGAUUAUCCUUCUGACACAUUGAUACCAGGAAUGAAGCUUGGUUGGAACUUCAGAACUGGCUUGAGCAGACAUUUGACUUCGUGGAAAAGCACUUCUGAUCCUUCUUCAGGAGAAUACACCUACAGUGUGGAUCCACGUGGCCUUCCUCAGCUUUUUCUUCACAAGGGAAACAAGAAGGUCUUCAGAAGUGGACCGUGGUAUGGACAACAAUUCAAAGGUGACCCGGUUCUCAGCGCAAACCCGGUUUUCAAACCCAUAUUUGUUUUUGAUUCCGAUGAAGUUUCUUACUCUUAUGAGACCAAAGACACCAUUGUUUCAAGAUUUGUGCUGAGUCAGUCUGGUUUGAUUCAGCAUUUUUCAUGGAAUGAUCAUUAUUCCAGUUGGUUCUCUGAAUUCUCGGUUCAAGGGGACCAUUGUGAUGAUUACGGCCUUUGUGGUGCUUAUGGCUUUUGUAGCAUCAAAAGCUCACCGAUUUGCAAGUGUUUGGAGGGUUUUGAGCCUAAGCUUCCACAAGAAUGGGAAAGUUUUCAGUGGUCAGGUGGAUGUGUUAGGAAGAACGCACAUGUUUGCAGCAAUGGAGAUGCAUUCAAGCAGUUUACAGGUAUGAAACUACCAGAUGCCGAUGAGUUUCAUACAAACUACAGCAUCAGCAUCAAUCACUGUGAGGCAGAAUGUUCCAAGAACUGCUCUUGUGUUGCUUAUGCCAAGCUAGACAUCAAUGCAAGUGGCAAAGGCUGUAUUGCAUGGUUUGGGAAUUUAUUUGAUGUAAGAGAGGUUUCUGUGAAUGGACAAGAUUUCUAUGUGAGAGUUCCAGCUUCUAAAUUAGGUAUGAACAUUGAAGGUUCAAAUGUUGAUGGAAACAAAAGGAAGAAACUCAUACUGUUUCCUGUGGCUGCAUCUGUAACUUCAACAAUCAUUGUAUCAGCAUUGUGGUUGAUAAUUAAGAAAUGCAGAAGGAAAAUAGCCAAAGAGACAGGUGGUGAGUUUGGUGUUGGCAGAGCAAGGAGUGAAAGGAAUGAAUUUAAACUCCCAUUGUUUGACAUUGCCGUAAUUGAAGCCGCCACCGGGAAUUUCUCAAUUUACAAUAAGAUUGGAGAGGGUGGAUUUGGUCCGGUAUACAAAGGUCAACUUCCAUCAGGACAGGAAAUAGCAGUGAAGAGGCUGUCAGAGACUUCUGGACAAGGCCUGCAGGAGUUCAAGAAUGAGGUUAUUUUGAUCUCCCAACUUCAGCAUAGAAAUCUUGUCAAGCUUCUGGGUUGUUGCAUUCAUGGAGAAGAUAAAAUGUUGGUCUAUGAAUACAUGCCAAACAGAAGCUUGGACUCCUUAUUAUUUGAUGAAAACAAGCGUUCUGUGCUGAGUUGGCAAAAGAGGCUAGACAUAAUUAUUGGCAUUGCUCGGGGACUUCUCUACCUUCACAGAGAUUCAAGACUGAGAAUAAUCCAUAGAGACCUAAAAGCAAGCAAUGUUCUUUUAGAUGAUGAAAUGAACCCAAAAAUUUCUGACUUUGGGAUGGCAAGAAUGUUUGGUGGAGAUCAAACUGAAGCAAAGACCAAGAGAGUAGUGGGAACCUAUGGAUAUAUGCCUCCAGAGUAUGCAAUAGAUGGACACUUCUCUUUCAAAUCAGAUGUUUACAGCUUUGGGGUUUUACUCUUGGAGCUGUUGAGCAGCAAGAAAAACAAAGGAUUUCUUCACCCGGAUCACAAACUGAAUCUCCUUGGCCAUGCUUGGAAGCUAUGGAAUGAAGAUAGGGCCUUAGAGCUGAUGGAUCCAUUGCUUGAGAAUGAGUUUCCUACACGUGAAGCUCUAAGAUGCAUUCAAGUGGGUCUGUCAUGCGUGCAACAGCACCCAGAAGAUAGGCCAACAAUGUCGUCGGUGCUUUUGAUGUUGAACAGUGAGAGUGUGUUGGUCCCACAACCUGGAAGGCCAGGAUUAUAUUCCGAGAGAUUUUUUUCUGAUACUAAUUCAUCAUCUCGUGGUGCUGGACUCAAUUCUGGUUCCAAUCACAUAACUGUUACUUUACAAGAGGGUCGUUGACUCCUUGGAAACAUAACUGGUGCAUGUUUCUGAUUCAAAAUUAAAUCAUCACGCUUAGACUUGUUUUAGUCGUAGGAUCAAUUAUGAGAAUGUUAUUUUUUUUUGGAUAAGUGUACGAUCAGUCACAUCACAUGUAUCAGUUACGCUACCUAAUUCUGGAAAGAAAGUACUUGAUUGGUUCA